UCCCAUCGCCUCCUAUCCUCCUCCCCUUCUCCUCGCCCCAUCGCUUCACUCCCUCUCUUUGUAUCAAUUAAUCUCCCAGAGGAGAAGAAACCCUAACCGUAGCACCCCAUCUCCAAUGGCGGAUUCCGAUCCAGCACUCUCUCCUCCGGGCGCCGCUGCUGUCUCCUCUCCCUCUAAGACGGAUGAUCUGCAACCAGCGGGAGCAACGGUAGCGGGUUUGGAUAAAUCACAAUCGGACUUAUUGGUUAGACUUCAAGGGUUGAAGCAGGAUUUGCAAAACUGGAGAUCCAAGUUGGACACACAAGUUAGGACAUAUAAGGAUGAGCUCUCAGAGCUUAAGAAGUCACUUAAUACUGAGCUGGAGCAACUGAGAUCAGACUUCCAGGAACUGAGGACCACCCUGCAGAAGCAACAAGAGGAUGUCACUGCUAGUUUAAGGAAUUUUGGGAUGGAGGAUGCACCUGCAAAUUCUGAGGGAAGUGAGAUUCAAGUCCAGGAGGAUAACUCAGAGAAGUCUCAGUCCCCCUCAACGCACAACACAACGGAAAUCAAUUCUUCAGAUGGUCCUGUUGCAGAAUCUUCUCCUUGAUGCAUUGUAAGCAUAUUCAGCAAUGGGAGUAAUAUUAACUGCCGGCGACUGUUAGGUAGCUUGCUCAUGUGUUAAAUCUCUUUGGGAAAGAACUGUGAAACAUCUGUCUGCUUAAAUAUUAUUCUCUAAUUCCUACUGUUGCAUUUCUGAAAAAUGCCUCAUAUUGCAGUAUUGCACCUAGCAUUUGGAGGAUGGGUCAGCAUAUUUCUCAAAUUUUCUUUUUGGUGUGCGCGUGUGUGUGUAUGUAUAUAAUUAUGUAUUUGCUUUCAUACUUAACUAUUUUGAGUUGCU
Phoenix dactylifera (date palm) is the source of this 880-nucleotide messenger RNA. RefSeq lists its product as uncharacterized. NCBI's taxonomy places the organism in Eukaryota, Viridiplantae, Streptophyta, Magnoliopsida, Arecales, Arecaceae. The record is from RefSeq and is a predicted model, not a curated record.